Malania oleifera is the source of this 4998-nucleotide messenger RNA. Its product is annotated as inositol-tetrakisphosphate 1-kinase 3-like. Gene Ontology annotation, molecular function: magnesium ion binding; inositol-3,4,5,6-tetrakisphosphate 1-kinase activity; ATP binding. Gene Ontology annotation, biological process: inositol trisphosphate metabolic process. NCBI's taxonomy places the organism in Eukaryota, Viridiplantae, Streptophyta, Magnoliopsida, Santalales, Ximeniaceae. The record is from RefSeq and is a predicted model, not a curated record. The coding region runs from base 3827 to 4498 and encodes 223 amino acids. The transcript has 8 exons. Gene Ontology annotation, cellular component: cytoplasm.
AACGAUUUUUUCUGUGGUUUUCCUACGCAAUAUUUGCAAAAUAUUCUUUGUUCUUUUGAAUGGUUCAUUUCUCCAGAUUAUAUCAUCACCCCCUUUUAUCAACUGAGUGGGAGAUGGCUGACCCAAUUCUAGUCACCUUAAAAUAUGGUAUUUCUGUUUUCAAGAGUUUGUUAUGCUUUAUACUCUUGGAGUAAGUUCUGUGAAUUACAGUUCCUCAUUUACUCCUUUCUCAGUUGCUGGGUAUGGUGACUAGUGGAUGUACUUGCGUCUUGGAAUGUUGACAUGUCCAUUAAUCCAUUGUACAUGUGUUUGGAACAUUUUAUGUGUUUUAAUUCAUGGUCAGUUGUUUCAGUGGAGAUCUGGAAAAUGGCUUGUGUAACCUGUUUUUAAUGUAUUUGGUUACAGUGUUAAGUGCUUCUUGAACGACCUCCUGCAUAUCUUUCGAUCAACUAUGCCUAGGCACAAGCAUUCUUUGAACUUAUUUUUAUGAAAGGUUUUGAAGUGCGAUCUUUGCAGAUUGGCAGAUGUUAAAAUCAAAUGUGAAUUUGAGCUUUGUAUUUACUUGAUAUUUAGUUCUAAAAUUUUCGUGUCAUAGUUAUCUUGAAACACAACUGACUGAACUCAUUCAACAGUUUUUCGCUCUUUCUUUGGGGCAUUUGACACUUGUUUGUUAUAGUUAUAUAUAUCUCUGUGUAUGAUUUUGUCAUAGAGUUGCAAUAAUUUCAUCCAAGCUUGAAAAUAUUGCAAUUAAUUUAUGUAAUUUCAUCAAUUUGGUACCAACUUUAGGUUGAAAAUUGUGUAAAUCUUCUGCCCCUUUGUAUUUAGUUUCAGUUGCUGUGAACAUGAUCUUGUGUAUAGUAGUUGUUUCUGCUUACAUCUGCAUUUAUUAGUGUUUUAAAAGCGAAGGCUUAAGGCGAGGUGUUACCCUCCGCGAGGUGAGGUAUAAGCCUCAAGGCGUUGAGAUGUAAGCCUUUUGGGACUCUAUUUUUUUAAAAUAAUGAAUAAAUAAAAUAAAUUUAGACAUAGUAUAAAAAUGAGAAAAUUUGUAGAAUAAUAGAGAAAAAAAAUAAAAACAUAGUUCUUAAGUAUCAUAUAGACCAAUUUUAGCUAAAAAACCAAAAAAAUGCAUGUUAAAAGAUAAGCAUGAGCUAUAUAACCUCUAACAUCACAAAAUGGACACCAUUUUCAUGCUUCAAAGUUUAAACUCUUAAAUGAAAAUAACAAAAAAAAAAAAAAAGGAGAAGCAGCUGCUCUUAAAUCAGCAAGUGCAACUCACCUUGACUUUUAGACUUCAUUUGAGACCAGAAAUACUGUAAGGGGGUUGCAGAGAGAGAGGAGGCUGUAGGGGAUCGCUGGAGAGAGACGAGAGGUUGGAAGGGGUCAUCAGAGAUGAAAGGUCAGAUGGGGUAGGCUGGAAGAGAGAACACCUCUGCUCAAGCUGUGACUCUGUGGGGGGUUGCUGGAGAGAGACGAGAGGUCAGAAGGGGUCGUCGGAGAGAGAUGAAAAGUUAGAAGGGCCGUCGGAGAGAGAUGAAAGGCUGGAGGGAGUCAUCGAAGGCAGACAAAAGGCUGGAAGAAUAUGUGCGCAAAACCUUCAGUUGUUGCGGAAGGGGAGUGGUUGAUGCUUGUCAAGCCCUGAUAGACUUCCUUUUUUUUUUUUUUUUGAAUUUUUUAAACAUUAUUAUGUCCAACCAUGGAAGGCAUAAAAGGCACACAUUUUCAACUGAGGCGUACGCCUCAACCCCAGAGUUGAACGCAUUUUAGGAUUUUCGCAUUAAGUUACGCCUUUGGGCGUUUUAUGCCCAAAACGCAAGGUGCGCCUCAGGAACACAUUUUAAAACACUGGCAUAUAUUAUGAAACUUGUACGUUAAAAUAAAAAGAAAAGAAAAAAGAACUCAUCUUUAUGUUUAUGAAAUACUGCAGGCGGCAACCACCAAGUGUGUAAGCUCCAGUCCUGAGAUUCUGAACCCAAACUCCCCAAACCCAAGUUCUCCAACCUUGCCACCUUUUGAGAAUUCUCUAUUUUUCUUGCUGCAUUGAAUGAAAGCUGCAUUAGGACCUAGAACUCUACAUGGCAUCCAAGCCUCUGAAACUAAUUUUUAAUUCUUCUAUGAGCUUUUGGUGAUCGACAGUUGGUACAUGACAUCCACAGCCUUAAACUAAUUUCUUUAAUUCUUUUAUGAGCUUUUUGAGAUCGAAAGUUGGUAUAUGCAUUGAGAAUGUAUAUUGAUAUUUCAUACAAUAACUUUUAAGCCAUAACCAUUGCUGUUUGUGUGUUUAUUAUAACUUUUCUCCUGCAACUUCAUGUGAAUUGCAAUUAUUAAAUAAGGUUUAAUCUUCUUUCAUUAAUGUGAUUAUUGUCCUUGAUGUAAACAUGUUUAGCUAAAAUCUUUCUACUUUAUGGGGAAAUGAAUUUGAUGGAGACUGUUCUAAGUUAUAGGUUGGUUAUCACCUGCCUAAGGUUGUCCCUGUAGUAUGCUUUGUGUCUUUUUCAUAUCAUUUAUUGCUGUUGAAGCAUUCAACAUAUAGGCUACUGAAAGCUUAUGCUGGAACUUGGUGAAAGUUUAUUCAUGGUUUUUAAUUUUUUUAUGAAUUUCUAAAAUCAUGCAUUGAAUAUAUCGUUGAUUAUGAUAUACCCACCUGGCACAAUAGUUGGAGGCGGAGGUGGAUGUGGAUUGGAUUAGAUUAAACCAAUACUUCUGCAAAGACUUAUUUAUUUAUUUUUUGGGACACUCAUCCAGCCCACAUUCAUUAUGGGAUAGAGUGGUUUUUCUUGGCUUCUUUUUGGGUCCUUUCUCUUGGUUUCUUUUGGGGUUUGCAGCUGUUCGAUCUUUAAGGGAUUGCAGGGCAGCUCUUUUGUAAUCUUUUUGGUCUUUCAUCUUUGUUCUUUGUUCUAUGUGGAACACCUUGUCCUCGGACUUCUCGUACUUUGAUUUGGUUAACUCCCUUAUCCAAAAUUUUCAAGUCCUUUUUUUUUCUUCCCAUUUCUGUUUCUUUGAUUCCAAUACCGUCUGUUUUUAAUUCACAGUGUUGAGGGCAUUUUUGUUUUUACCUUUUUUUUUGCUUUCUCUUUGAAUAUUUGUUCUAGGUUGUUUGUUAUCUUAUCAAUGUGCUCAUUCGUUUGUGCAUAAUUUUAGUGAUUUUCUUUGUAUUGUGUUGAGCUGUUGAUACUUUUCUUGCGAUGUUAUUCAUUAAUUUAUUUUUUUUAGCUUUGACAGUUAAUUGGCUUCUCUGAUUUACAAUAAAAUUCAUGUGUCAAAUUUUGCUUUCUAUUUCCCAAUGAUCUUUGCAUAUCAUCUGAAAAUUUUCUAUCUCACUUAAUACACUUCCAUGUUAUUUGUUUCUUAAAAGAAAAAAAAAAAGUGCUAAGCAGCAGACUUGACUCAGUCCAUCCAAGUACUGAAUUGUCCCAAGCUAAUCCAAGCUGUGUCUAAUGUGGCUCGACUUCACCUAAGUUUUUUUUCUAAAACCAACCUAGUCAGGUCAGUUGGGAAUUUGAGCCCAACCCAACUUAACCUGCAAAAGCAGAUGGCUAAUAACUAUGGAAUGAUUUAAAUUAUUUAAACAGUGGGAGAAUGAAGAUGUUUGUGCUCUGAAUCAUUUACAUGCUUUUAAUGCACUUAAAAUUGAUUAUGUGAUUUUGAUUUGUGUAGUUGGCUUGGUCUUCUACUUAAUGUUGCAUAAAUCGAGGACUGAUUGUUUUGGGUGGGGUACAGGAGUAUAAAGCAAAAGCUAAGUGUAAUACUUGAUUAUAGGCGAACACACCCAGAAGUUACAGUUCUUGAUCCUCCAGAUGCAAUACAACAUUUACGCGAUCGCCAGUCCAUGCUGCAGGAGGUUGCUGACUUGAAUUUUUCUGAUUCAUAUGGUAAAGUUGAUGUUCCAAGGCAAUUGGUUAUUAAAAGAGAUGCAUCUUCUAUCCCUGAUGCAGUGACCAAAGCUGGGCUCAUUCUUCCCCUUGUCGCAAAGCCAUUAGUUGCUGAUGGCAGUGCAAAGUCACAUGAGUUGUCACUGGCUUAUGAUCAAUCCUCCCUCCGAAAACUUGAACCUCCACUUGUUCUUCAGGAGUUUGUUAACCAUGGAGGGGUUCUUUUCAAGGUCUACAUUGUGGGAGAAGCUAUUAAGGUUGUCAGGCGCUUUUCUUUGCCUGACGUCAGUGACCGUGAGCUCUCAAGAAAUGCAGGUGUAUUCCAGUUUCCGAGGGUAUCUUGUGCUGCAGCUUCUGCAGAUGAUGCGGAUCUGGACCCUUGUGUUGCUGAGCUUCCGCCUCGACCUUUACUUGAAAGACUGGCUAGGGAGCUUCGUCGACGACUGGGUCUGCGACUGUUCAAUUUAGAUAUCAUUCGAGAGCAUGGGACCCAAGAUCAAUUUUAUGUCAUUGACAUUAAUUACUUCCCUGGGUAUGGGAAAAUGCCGGAGUACGAGCACAUAUUUACAGAUUUUCUAUUGAGUCUGGUGCAAAGCAAAUACAGGAAGUGGUCUCCCAGUAUCUGUUAAGAGUGCCUCUCUGCAAUAAAUGAAGUUGAAAACUGACUCGGAAAUACGAUGUUACAGUUGCCCACAAUAAAAGAAAGUGUUAACAGCAGGACAACUCUCGUGCAUAUUUGCUUACAACCAUGUACAGCAUCGUAUGUGCUUCCUGCUAGCGGCAGAGGUUGGACGCUUGCAAUACGCAUGACUGGUCGGUCUCAACCUUCAAUUUGUGUAGUUAAUGUCUGGCUGGUAGGGAUGUAUGUCUUCUGAAAAGCAUUCAUUAUGUACACAGUUUUUCUUUUUAACCCAUCUAGUGACAUUGAUGCACCCUCCCCCUCACCCAUUUUUGUCUUUCCAAAGCUUCCAUUUUUCUGACUAGUGUUUUGGUCUGCCCAUUAAUUUUCUUCAUAACCACUUGUAGUUGGUUAAGUUAAUAUUCUCAUGCAUACAAAUGUCUACCUUUGGCUUACGAUGUCAUGGGUCUUCCAAGCAAAGAAACAUUUGCCUUGUUAACCAUUCCAAAA